This is a messenger RNA of Seminavis robusta, 2496 nucleotides long. Lineage: Eukaryota; Bacillariophyta; Bacillariophyceae; Naviculales; Naviculaceae. The record is from the annotation of a GenBank genome assembly.
AUGAUGCCACGAAGAUUGCUAUUGCUUGCCUCUUUGUUUGCCGCGGUAACGGCUCACGAGGCGAAAGUAUUGUCUAAAUCGCAUGAUCAGCAAAAGGGGCAUGCUGCCAUUGAAGAAGAAUUGAGACAUGACCGUUUGCAAAAACCAGAACAUGCCAUUCCGUUGGGCGAAGAGGAAGGAGAUGAUGUAGAAUCUUUCACCUGUACUUUGACUGGGGCCUCUGGCAAGGAUGUGUGUGAUGGUACCAAGGAUGAUGAUGGCACUGGAUGUGUCUGGUGUAUUCUGAACAGCUUUGGGUUUUGCUGCAGCGAGGAACAAGCGCAGACAUUCAAACAGGCAAUUCCAACUAUUGACUGCGACGACAGCAGCGAUGAUGACAAGGCACCGCCUGCACCCGAUGACGACAAAGCCCCAGGACCGCUAUGGGAAUGCCUCGAAUCAAAGGACGAGACUGCAUGUGGAGCCGAAUAUGAUGACGAGGAUACCGAAGACGUUGACGAAGCUGCCUCCCGUGACGCCACAAACGAGGAAGGAGACGAUGAAGACUAUGACGACGAAGAGGAACAAGACGAAGAAGCAGAACAAGAUGGAGAUUAUGAAGAUGGAGAUGAGGAAGAAGACGAUAUGCACGAGUUUGUCGUCGAUACUUCUUGUGUUCUCUCCGCAAUGCUCUUGGAUCCAGAUGAUGACGAAGCUACAUCGGAAGCUGCUUGCUUCCAGGCUCGCGAUAUCUCUGGCAAUCCAUGUGAAUGGUGUGCAGUCGCUGGAAGCCCAUUCCGCCUUUGUCUCAGUGAAUCCCAAGCUCAAGUGGCCGAGUAUGUCGGUGCUGUCUGCACUGGCAGUGAUGAAUCCUUCGAACCUGAAGAGUUUGAUGAUUCGUGCAUUGCCCACAUGCACGAGGACAGUGGACUGACGCACCAAGGAUGCUGGAAACACAUGGACUUGGAUGGAAAUGGUUGUGAAUGGUGCAAUAUUAUGGGUGUCGAACUUUGCCUUGGAGGUGUCCAAGCCGAAUUGGUUGAGCACUGGGGUGCUACUUGUGUCAUGGAUGAUUCAGAACACAAAAUGGCUCAAGAAGCGAUCCAACAACACCAAGAAUAUAUCCACGCCCAGAAGGAAGCCAAGCGAAUCGAGCGUGCAGCAAAGGGCAUCCCAGAAGAAGAGGUUCAAGAAGAGGAGGAGGACUUGGAUAUUGACUCUCUGUGGUUGACCUCUGAUACUUCUUGUAUGGUUACCACUCUACGCACUUCCAGUAGUGAUGACAGUGAACUUGCUUGCGCUCAAACUCAAGAUGCAAAAGGAAACCCGUGCAACUGGUGUGAAAUGGGAACCAGCUUCAACAUGUGUCUCAAUGAGGAACAGGCUGAAGUUGCCGAAUAUAUGGGCAUUGAAUGUGAAACUAUCUCGACGGACGCCCAGCAAAUCUUGAAGGAACAUGCAGCUCGUAGCCAAGAGUACGCAGACGAGGAUGAAGACGAGGAAGAGACAGACGAGGAGAAUGAUGCUGAGACAGCUGAAGAAGAAGAAGAAGAAGACGAUGUUGGAGACUUUGACACGAGCUGCAUCUUGUCAAUGCAGAAUGGCCCGAGCAAGGACGCUUGCACUGCCACCAAGGACGCUGAUGGAACAGCCUGCGAAUGGUGUUCAUGGAACUCCUUCCAAAUCUGUUUGACGGAUGAACAAGCCGAGUUUGUCAAGCCAUUUGGCGGCACAUGUGAUGAAGAGGUGAACGAAGAACUGUCCGAAACUGACAUCGCAGAGGCCAAGGCUGUCAAGGAAGAAUUCUGGAACUGCAUUCAACACACUGGCGCAGGAGUUGAAGCAUGUGCCUCUACCAAAGCAAACGCAUGCACUUGGUGCAACACACAGGCUGGAGCUGGUGUCUGCUUUUCCUACGAAGCUGUUGUUGCGGUCAACGGCAAUGAGUUCUUCGACUGCAUAAUCGAUUCGGAACAACAUGCCGCUGCGAGGAAUCCCCAAGAUGGACCGAAGGUUGACACAUCUUGUCUCAUCGACGCAGGACGAUUCGGAGAUGAAGAGAAAUGUGAGUCCGGCAAAGAUUCCGUUACAGGCAAGCCUUGCGAGUGGUGUCAACUAGGUAGCCUUGGUGUCAAUGCUUGUCUGUCGGCUGAGCAAGCCAACCUGGCUCUACCAUUGGGAGUUACCUGCAAGGGCAAAGAAGCCAUUUCAGCGCCUGAAGGAGACGCAGCUCCGCUCUUUCAGUCUCUCCCGAAUGACUUCUUGCCUUGUCUGUCCCAGAGCUCGUCCGUGGAUGUGUGUGACGAGUCUUGCACUUGGUGUGACUUGAAGGGAAGUACUUCAGGCGCUGGUUUGUGCUUGUCAGAUCCUGUUGCCGAUGCUGUUGGCUACCUCACAGGGGAGUCUAUUCUUGAUUGCACGGAACCCGAAGAAGAAGAUUCACCAGACGCAGAAGAAACCACAGCAAAUGUUGUUCUCGGAGGUAAAGAGGAAGCUGUGGACCCCAGUGUUGCGUAA